CAAGACGAAUGUGUUCUUAUUGAUUUGUGAUAUUGACACGUGAUAUUACCAUUGCCUACAAAAUUUUCUUUUCAUUAUGGGAUUAAUUUUUCACUCUCACAUAUUUUUAAGUAAUACUCGCCUAAUAUUUGACCAUGAUUAAGCUAAAAACAUGGAGUCCGUCCCUUUCGUCUUAAUCUUUCGCGGGAUUCGCUCUUCUUUUGCCGCCUCCCGUACUGUACUGUCUAUCUGUAGGGACGAACAGCACAGCCCCGAGGUGUUCCGGCGGCGCGACGGCCGACGAGAAGUUAAAGAGCUGAAAUUUCUUGCUUCCCUGAAAUAAGAACCGGGUCAGAAACACCGCAGGCGUCGAUAUAUUUGUAUGGAGAAUUCAAAUGGAUAAUCAUGAUGGAAUUUCUCCCUGGAAGAAAAAGUAAACCGCGAUGCGAUGGCAAAGACAACUUCAUCUUCUGCAUGUUGUCCAUCAAGAAGCUUCAAUAGCUCGCGAUGAAUUAAAUGGGCAGACAUGUGCGUUUUAAAAAUGUGGUCUUCACUGAUUCUUCUCCCUUUGCGAUGCUGCUGGACGCUUGCGGCCAAGCCAGGUCGGCGCGUGAUACCCGCCGGGUCCACGCUCAGGUCAUCAAGUCACCGUUUGCGGUGGAAGUCUUUAUCCAGAAUAGGCUCAUCAACGUUUAUGGGAAAUGUGGCUGCUUGGACGAUGCCCGCCGGGUGUUCGAGAAAAUGGCCCGGAGGAACACCUUCACCUGGAAUGCGAUCCUCAGCACGCUAACAAAGUUCGGUUUCAUCGAGGAAGCAGAGGCAGCUUUUGGCUCGAUGCCUGACCGGGACCAGUGCUCGUGGAACUCGAUGCUAUCCGGGUUCGCGCAGCAUGAGAGGUUCGAUGACGCCUUGGGCUGUUUUGCCUCUAUGCAUAAAGAAGAUUACGUCCUUAAUGAGUACUCGUUUGGGAGCGCUCUCAGUGCUUGUGCUGGGCUGGUGGAUAUGAGCGCAGGGGAGCAAAUCCAUGCUCUGUUGUCAAAGUCUCAGUGCUCAUCCGAUGUUUUCAUGGGGUCUGCUCUCAUUGAUAUGUACUCCAAGUGCGGGAAUGUGGCCUCUGCUCAGAGGAUCUUUGAUGGGAUGAGCGCCCGGAAUCUAGUCUCUUGGAAUAGCUUGAUUACUUGCUACGAGCAGAAUGGACCAGCAAGAGACGCCCUAGACGUUUUCGUGAGGAUGAUGGAUCAGGGGUUUGAACCUGAUGAAAUCACCCUAGCAAGUGUACUAAGUGCAUGUGCAACCCUUUUGGCGGUGAGAGAAGGGCUUCAGAUUCACGCCCGUGUCAUGAAAUUUGAUAAAUUUAGGAAUGAUAUUGUCACUGGGAAUGCGCUGGUGGAUAUGUACUCGAAAUGUGGUCGGCUUAAUGAAGCUCGAAAGGUCUUUGAUCGGAUGCCCAUUAGGAAUCUCGUGUCCGAGACUUCCAUGGUGAGUGGGUAUGCAAAGGCAGGAAGUUUAAAGGCUGCAAGAGUCAUGUUCACGAGGAUGAUUGAGAGGGAUAUCGUGUCUUGGAAUGCACUUAUAGCAGGAUGCACUCAGAAUGGUGAUGAUGAGGAGGCCUUUGGGCUCUUCCAACUCCUGAAGAGGGAGUCUGUCAAGCCCACGCACUACACAUUUGGCAACCUGCUUAACGCUUGCGCAAACCUCGCAGAUCUGCAACUGGGCCAGCAGGCCCAUGUCCACGUCUUGAAGCAUGGCUUUCAUUUCCAGUCUAAGGGAGAGGAUUCUGAUAUCUUUGUUGGGAAUUCGCUGGUAGACAUGUACAUGAAAUGUGGUUCUGUUGAAGACGGAUCUAGGGUUUUUAGGAGCAUGUCGGAAAGGGACAGAGUCUCAUGGAAUGCCAUAAUAGUUGGGUUCGCACAGAAUGGUUAUGCAGACGAGGCUCUCAGAGUAUUCCAUGAAAUGUUGGAAUUUGGCGAGAAACCGGACCAAGUAACUAUGAUUGGUGUUCUUAGUGCUUGCAGCCACUCAGGACUCGUAGACAAGGGCCGUCUUUAUUUUCGAUUGAUGGUUGAAGAUUAUGGCUUGGUACCAGUAAAAGAUCACUACACAUGUAUGGUAGACCUGCUUGGGCGAGCUGGUCUCCUCAAUGAAGCGAAGGACUUGAUAGAGGCAAUGCCCUUGCCUGCUGAUGCUGUCAUCUGGGGUUCACUGCUUGCUGCCUGUAAAGUUCACAGGAACAUUGUUCUAGGAAAGUAUGUAGCGGACAAGCUCUUAGAGAUCAACCCUUCCGAUUCUGGCCCUUAUGUCCUGCUCUCUAACAUGUAUGCGGAACGAGGCAGGUGGAGCGACGUCGUCAGGAUAAGGAAGAAGAUGAGGGAACAGGGAGUUGUUAAACAGCCUGGGUGCAGCUGGAUAGAGGUCCAGGGUCAGGUUCAUGUUUUCCUCGUGAAGGAUAAGAGGCACCAGCAGAAGGGUGAGAUUUACUCGGUUUUGAAGACUCUGGUUAAACAGAUGAAGCGAGCUGGGUAUGUCCCAGAUACCAAGGAUGAUGAUCAAGAGGCCUAUGAAGAACUGAGUGAACCCGAGCCCGAAUCGAAUGUUUCAAGUCAGACGAAAGCAAUGGCACCGGAUGCUGCUGAAGCCUGAUGCUUAGUUCACCUAAACGGUUCUACUUCUAUGUAUUUUAUCCGUACCAUGAAGAGCAGCACCAAAGCAUACUUGAGUCAACAGAGUUUUUUUUUUUUUUUUUUUGCCCUUUUCCAUCUUAAACAAUCUUAAACAAUGACAAAAGGGCGAGCUUUUGGCCACUCGCCCCUCUUUUUUUUUUUAAUAAUAAAAUAAACAAUGAAAAGUGUAAACGCGUCCCUACUUUUUGCCACUAGCCCCUCUUUUAUUUUUUUUUUCUUUUUUUUUUAAAUUUCAGUUUCAUUUUUUUUUUUUUAUAAUGAGGUGCUGAGGUUUCACCUUAUUAAUCAACCAUGUGAAUACCAUGUAAGUUCAUGAGACAUUUAAGUUUAGUUAUAGGCCGUA
Molecule: messenger RNA, 3003 nt
Organism: Punica granatum (pomegranate)
Lineage: Eukaryota; Viridiplantae; Streptophyta; Magnoliopsida; Myrtales; Lythraceae
Source: RefSeq, a predicted model, not a curated record